AUGAGUGAAAACCCCUUUGAAUCUACAUUGGCUGGUAGCAAUGAACUACUUGAAUCUGAAAAUCUUCUUUCCGCCACUAGUGAAGUUUUAAAUCUCCCUAAUCCUUCUCUAGAAUUUUGUACCUUAUCCACGGCUGAAACCUUGGAAAGAUUAGGCACAGAUCCAAUUACUGGUUUGAAUUCAAUUGAAGAAGUUAGUCGCAGAAAAGUUGAAUAUGGUGCAAAUGAAGUAUCUGUGGAAGAUGACGAGUCAUUGAUUAAGAAAUUCUUCAUGAAUUUCUUAGAGGAUCCUUUGAUUUUGUUAUUAAUGGGCUCAGCAGUAAUCUCAUUCUUAAUGGGAAACAUCGAUGAUGCCAUAAGUAUUACAAUGGCUAUAGUUAUCGUCGUUACAGUUGGUUUUGUGCAAGAAUACAGAUCUGAGAAAUCAUUGGAAGCUUUAAAUAAAUUAGUGCCGGCAGAAUGUCAUUUAAUUAGAGGUGGUCAAGAAUCAAGAAUUUUAGCCUCAGGAUUAGUUCCAGGUGAUCUAGUUCAUUUUAGAAUUGGUGACAGAAUUCCUGCUGACAUUAGAAUUAUUGAACAAGUAGAUUUAUCGAUUGAUGAAAGUAACUUGACCGGUGAGAAUGAACCGGUCCAUAAAUCUGCAAGACGUGUCAAUAAGGAAAGCUUCAAUGAUCAGCCAAAUUGCUUUAUACCAUUAUCUAAUAGAACUUCUAUCGCUUAUAUGGGUACUUUGGUAAGAGAAGGACAUGGUAAAGGUAUUGUCAUCGGUACUGGUACUAAUACUUGCUUUGGUGCAGUUUUCGAAAUGAUGAGCAGUAUUGAAAAACCUAAGACACCUCUUCAAUUGGCAAUGGAUAAAUUAGGUAAAGAUUUGUCUUUUAUGAGUUUCAUUGUUAUUGGUGUUAUUUGUUUAAUUGGUAUCAUUCAAGGAAGAUCAUGGUUAGAGAUGUUCCAAAUUUCAGUAUCUCUAGCCGUUGCGGCAAUCCCUGAAGGUUUGCCAAUUAUUGUAACUGUUACCUUAGCUCUUGGUGUAUUGAGAAUGGCUAAACGUAAGGCAAUCGUAAGAAGACUGCCAAGUGUUGAAACUUUAGGUUCUGUAAAUGUCAUUUGUUCCGAUAAAACUGGUACUUUGACCACCAAUCAUAUGACUGUAUCAAAAAUUUGGUGUUUGGGCAGCAUGUCAAACAAGUCAAAUGUUUUGUCAAUUGAAAAAAAUAAAAAUGGUAAUCUGAAGAAUUACUUGACCGAAGAUGUAAGACAAACUCUAAUGAUUUCAAACAUUUGUAACAAUGCAUCCUUCUCCCAUGAACAUGGUAAGUAUCUAGGUAAUCCUACAGAUAUUGCUUUAGUGGAGCAACUAUCUAAAUUUGAAAUGACUGAUAUAAGGCAAAAUUUGAAGAAAUUAAAGGAAAUCCCAUUUAAUUCAAAGAGAAAAUUCAUGGCUACAAAGAUAAUCGAUUCAGAGAAGAAAUGUGGUAUUUAUGUUAAAGGUGCUUAUGAGAAAGUUCUGGAGAACUCUGUAUUUUACUUGAACAAAAACGGUAAACCUGAAAAGCUUACAGAUCAGCUAAAAGAAGUUAUCACAGACUGUGCCAACGAUUUAGCUUCUGAUGGGUUGCGUGUUUUAGCCUUUGCAAAGGUUGAUGUUGAUAAUGAAAAAGCUGAAUUAAAUGAAAGUGAAAUUUCUGGUUUGGUGUUUACUGGUUUGAUUGGUAUGAAUGAUCCUCCAAGAGCAACGGUAAAGCCAGCUAUUGAACAAUUAUUACAAGGUGGUGUUCAUAUCAUUAUGAUAACUGGUGAUUCUGAAAACACUGCUGUUAAUAUUGCUAAGCAAAUUGGUAUUCCUAUUGUAAGUAAAGACGUUUCUGUUCUAACCGGUGAUAAAUUGAAUGAUAUGACUGAUGAUCAGCUUGCUAAUGUCAUUGAUCAUGUAAAUAUUUUUGCUCGUGCAACUCCUGAACAUAAAUUAAACAUUGUUCGUGCCUUAAGAAAAAGAGGUGAUAUUGUUGCUAUGACUGGUGAUGGUGUUAAUGAUGCCCCUGCAUUGAAGUUAGCAGAUAUUGGUGUUUCUAUGGGUAGAAUGGGUACAGAUGUGGCUAAGGAAGCAUCUGAUAUGGUUUUGACGGACGAUGAUUUCAGUACUAUUCUAACGGCAAUUGAAGAAGGUAAGGGUAUUUUUAACAAUAUUCAAAACUUUUUAACAUUUCAACUAUCUACCUCUGUAGCUGCAUUGUCUUUGAUUGCAUUGUCCACUGCUUUUAAGUUACCAAACCCAUUGAAUGCUAUGCAAAUUCUGUGGAUUAAUAUUUUAAUGGAUGGUCCACCUGCUCAAUCUUUGGGUGUAGAGCCUGUUGACAAUGAUGUUAUGAAAAAGCCACCAAGGAAACGUUCUGAUAAAAUUUUAACUCCGUUUGUCUUGAGACGUUUGCUAACGACUGCUGUAUUUAUUAUUAUGGGUACGGUCUAUGUAUUUAUGAAAGAAAUGGCAGAAGAUGGGAAAGUUACUGCAAGAGACACUACUAUGACUUUUACAUGUUUCGUAUUUUUUGACAUGUUCAAUGCUUUGGCUUGUAGACAUUCAACAAAGUCUAUUUUUGAAAUCGGUUUGUUCUCUAAUAAGAUGUUUAACUAUGCAGUUGGUUUCUCAUUGUUAGGUCAAAUGUGUGCGAUUUAUGUUCCCUUCUUCCAAAACAUUUUCAAGACAGAGAGUUUGGCCUUUUUUGACCUGGUAUUUUUGUUCUUCGUAAGCAGUAGUGUUUUCAUUGCUGAUGAAGUUAGAAAAUAUUAUAGUAAAAAGCAAGAAUUAGAGGAUCCAUACUAUUAUUCAAAUGUAUAG
Messenger RNA from Vanderwaltozyma polyspora DSM 70294, 2835 nucleotides. RefSeq names its product Ca(2+)/Mn(2+)-transporting P-type ATPase PMR1 (gene PMR1). The record is from RefSeq and is a predicted model, not a curated record. The transcript has a single exon. Lineage: Eukaryota; Fungi; Ascomycota; Saccharomycetes; Saccharomycetales; Saccharomycetaceae. Gene Ontology annotation, cellular component: Golgi membrane; endoplasmic reticulum; plasma membrane. Gene Ontology annotation, biological process: calcium ion transmembrane transport; manganese ion transport; intracellular calcium ion homeostasis. Bases 1 to 2835 code for a protein of 944 amino acids. Gene Ontology annotation, molecular function: ATP hydrolysis activity; ATP binding; P-type calcium transporter activity.